AUGAAGAAGUUUGGGAGGAAAAGAGAAUCGACACAUGGCACUGCAUAUGAGCAGAUUCGCAAGACGUUUGACGACCUUAAAAGAAAGAUAGCAGAUGCUGGGCACCUGUCCUCAAGUGGAUUAUCUACCAACGCAUCACCAGGAAACUCCAGCUGGAGGAGGGAUUAUUCGAGUGACCUUGCUUCCAGUUCUAGUGAGUCUGUGGAGGAUUACAGCUUUUCUGGCGCACACGAUCUGAAGCCCAAAGCCAGGGGCAAACACGAGUCCCCGGGCCUUGGAGGUAAAAGAGAGGAUGACUUUGUGAUAAACCACGACCUCUUGAGCUCCAGCGAGGCAUAUGAUGAGAGCUUAGGGUUUGAAAGCUUUCUUGAUGAAGAGGCAAGGAGGGAAUCCAAGAUGCAGAACAUAACGUUCAGGAGGAAAAGAGAAGCAGGUGAUCCUGCACCUGGAUUAGACAAUGGAGUGGGGAGUGCUGAGGCAGCAGAUGGAGAUUCGCAGAUGGGUCUUUUGAAAAAGAUCCCGUUUGAUAGGAUGCCGAAAAACAUCAGAAAGAUUGGGGAGGCGACGUUCAGCGAGGUAUUUGCACAAGGGACAUUAGUCUACAAGAUAGUUCCCCUCGGAAACACUCCCGACGAGAUGUCUCUUGCAUCGUUUCUUCAGGAGUCUACCAUAUACAAAACCAUUUCUGGGGAAGACGGGAUAUGCAAGCUUAGAGAUGUGUUUCUAGUGAAGGGGAAGUAUCCGAGAGAGUACCUGAAGGCAUGGGACGAUUAUGGAGAGGAGGAGAACGAAAGGCCUUGCAAGUACGAAGACUCACAGGAAUACGGUGUGAUAGUUAUGGAGGAUGGAGGAGAGAGCCUGGAAAAUAUUAGGUUCCAAAAUAUAGAGGAGGUGGACAAGUUCAUCAGAGAGGUUAUAAGGACACUAGCAAGGCUCGAGGAGAAGUAUGAGUUUGAGCACAGAGAUCUUCAUUGGGGAAACAUCCUCAUCAAGAAGGGCCAUAUCAGUCUGAUUGAUUUUUCACUCAGCAGACUGAAGAGUGAAGACACAGUGAUAUUCAAUGAUCUGAAUGACAAACAAUGGCUGUUUGAAGGAGACGAGAAGGUUGAUAUCCAGUUCAAGGUUUACAGAGACAUGCGAGAGCUAUGCUCCGGGCGUUGGGAGAGGUUUACUCCUGGGAGUAAUGUUCUAUGGGUGCGAUACCUUGUUGAAAAGGCCUUUGGAAAAAACAAGUUCAAAGGGAAAAGGGGAUUAAUCUCGCAAUACAUGUCAAUCAUAGAUAGAAGCACAUCGGUAAGGGAUAUAGAUAGGAAGCUCAGGAUGGAAGCAGGUACAGUAAAAAAGAGUUUUUAUUAA
Messenger RNA from Encephalitozoon hellem ATCC 50504, 1356 nucleotides. RefSeq names its product haspin serine/threonine kinase. The record is from RefSeq and is a predicted model, not a curated record. Gene Ontology annotation, biological process: intracellular signal transduction; mitotic cell cycle; protein phosphorylation. Bases 1 to 1356 code for a protein of 451 amino acids. Lineage: Eukaryota; Fungi; Microsporidia; Unikaryonidae. Gene Ontology annotation, molecular function: histone H3T3 kinase activity; ATP binding. The transcript has a single exon. Gene Ontology annotation, cellular component: cytoplasm; nucleus.